AAAGUGGCGUACAACUCAGAAGUACACCAGAUUUAGAUUAGUGUGGACGUGUCGAUUUCAAGUUAAUGAAGUGUGAAAAUGAACUCUAAAAAAGGGAAAGGCAAAAAUAAAUCUAAUAAACCCCCCAACCCUAACCCUCCACAAAAAACUGAAGAUGCAAAAUCUCCUGAUAAAGCGGAAGAUCCUGUCGUCGAUAAAGCUGAAAGUGAAAUAAAAAUUGAAGAACGUGUCCCCGAAAUUAUUAGUGAUAUUGUGCCCCCAAUUAUUCUGCCAUCUGAAGACUCGAAAAGUGUUGAGGAACCUAAGAAACCAAAAAGAAACAGAGGUAAGAAGAAGAAACAUGAAAAAGAUGAAUUGGAAGAAAGUGGUGAUGAUAAAACUGUAGAAAAGGUUGAAGAAGAGGUAAAAUUGAUUCCAGCGCCAGAUGAUGAAAACAAAGUUGAAGUGAUAGAAGAUAAAAGCCUAGAACAGCCAAAAUUAGAUGUACCAACUAUGACUCCAUCAGCUCGUAAAAAGAAAAACAAAAAUAAAAACCCAAAUGUAGAACAACAAAUAAAAAUUACAGAAAAUAUUUCGAAAAUUGAAGAACCGAAAGAGGAGUUAUCCGUUGAAGCCAAUGUCUCAAACGUAGAUAUAAAAUGUGACGUGUUACCUAAACCCACAGAAGAUGAAAUAAAACCUGCUAAGAAAAAGAAUAAAAAGAAAAAACGCCACGAUUCUGAAAAGUCUGACAAGACUGAAGAGAUAUCAUGUACGUCGGCGUUUCAACAACUACUGGCUGAGGAAGUUGAAAAACAGGAUACUAAAAAUUCUGUAUCUGAAAGCAAAAUUGAAAGUAUUCCUGAGGUUAUGUCUGAAUUUCAAACCCAUCAGCUAAAACAAGAUAUUAUUGAAGAAAAUGUUACUAAAGAAAAUAAAAAUAAAAAGAAAGGUAAAAAAGAAAAGCAUGCUGUAUCGACUGCUGAUAUAAAAGGAGAAAUUGAACAUCCAGUUGAGAAAGAAAAGGUCAGUAUAUUAUCUGAUAUUAUUCCUCAAGAUAUUUCAGCUGAAGGAGAUAAAGUAAUAGAAGAACGUGCUCCUGAAGAAAUCAGAGUUACAAGCGAAGACCAAGAGAAGACUAAAGCUAAAAUCGCAAAACCUGUUGAUAAAAAACGCAAAGAAAAAUCAAAUCAAGCAUUGAAACAGGGCGAGUUAGCCGAAAAUAUAAUCAUUCAAGAAAUACCUAAAUCAGAAGAGAUACCUACUUCGAACAUUAAAGAAUCCUUGCAAGAACAAUCAAAAUGUGAAGAAAUAUGUUUUGAAAACAAGGCAGAGGAACUGAAAGAGUUCGCAUCUACAUCGGAAUCCAAUCUACCACAUAUGGAAAAGAAAAGAAAAAAGUCACCUAAACCACAUCAAAAACAAGAUCCUAAGGGAACUGGACCUCGGGAGACUGAAAAUGAAGAAAUAAAGUCGAAGGAUGAAAUUACUGACGAAAGAGAAACAAGAAAUAAAGAAACUAUUAUUACUCAAAUUCAAGAACAAUCUACUAUUGAAGAUAUUCAAAAAUGUAAGAUUUUAGAAACACCUGUUGCAAUCACAACUGAACCUGAGUGUACUAAAGAGUCUCUUCCACAUGCUUCAACAACAACUACAAGUUUAGAAGUAAAAUCUGGUAAAAAGAGAAAGAAGUCUCCCAAACCUAUGACAAAACUGGAAAUCACAGAAGAGAAAAAAGAUAUUGUAAAAGAAACAGAGACUACAAAAGAGACCAAGACGCUAUUUGAUUCAGCAAAAGAUUUAAAAUCUAUAGCUAUACCUGUAUCUAAACAAGGUGAAGAAAAAACAGACCUAUUUUGUGAUAUGCCACUUAUGGAAGAAAUUGAAAUCAGUAGCAUAAAAGCAGAUGAAUCUGAAGGGUCCGUUGUUGAAAUAAUGCCUGAUAUACAACAUCCACGUGCAUCUAGUCAACAACGAGUUGACGAUAAUAACAAUACUAUCAUAAGAGAAGUAGUUUCACCUAGCGAUGUUAAGCUAAGUAUUCCAGUAUUUGUUCCCGAUACACCUUUCAUACAGGAAGAAGGCAAUCCAUUAACGUCUCCAGAACUUGUAGCAUCUGGAAUCAGAAUCAUCGACGUUGAGGCAAAUGUAGUGAAACCAACUGAAGAAAAAACUGACAUAAAGUCCAAAAUGAUGGAAGUAAAUCAGGAUAUGGAAGAGCUAAGAUUGUCAAUUGAAAGAUCUUUAGCUGAGCUUACAUGUAUAGAAAAGACUGAAGAAAAUAUUGAGUCACAAUUUGAAAAUAAAAAUAAAAUGGUUGAAACCAAAUCAGAUUAUACUAGCAUAACCAGUUCUCAAAUGGAAUCUAAAAGCAUUGGCGAAGAAAGCCAAAUUACUGAAUCUCCAAUUUUGAUGAUUGAGAAAAAACCGAUGGAUGCUUUAAUGGCAGUUCCGAGUCCACCUCCAAAAAGUAAUAAAAAACAGAAACAGAAAAUGGAAGAAUCACUAAAGCCUUCAUUGCCAGUUAUUCCACUGCCACCGCCACUUCCAAAAAAAGACUCGAAACCUAUCACAGAAGAAACUAAAAUACCUGAGACUGAUAUAUCUUCUGAUAUCCCAGCUGUCCCUGCUAGAAAAGAUAACAAAGGUAAAGGCAAAUCAAAAAAGAAAGGUAAACAAGAAACUGGACAAGUAACUACGGCUACUGAAUCUAGUUCUAGUUCUAGUGCGACACAGUGUUCUAAAGAAAAUGUUCAAGAUAGUAAACAAGAAGAAAAAAAAGAGCAAAAACCUGACAACUCACAAGAUAAUACCAAAAAGCAAUCUGACAAUUUAGAUAAUAAAAGUGAUAGCGACGAAAUUCCAAGAAGUGAGGAAACAAGUCAAAUUUUAACAGAAUUUGAGCCGAUUGAAAACUUUGAAGAUGCCAUGACAUCUAGUUUAGAUGAUGUGAAUCAAACUUUUGAAAUGAUUGCAAAUGAAUCUGCUGGAUCUAAUGUAAAUCCUGAAAUUAAUAUCACAGCUCCUACUGAAGAAUCAAAGUCAGAUACAAAAGAUGUAAAACAAAACCCGGUUACGCCGCCAAAAAACUUGUUAGGCCAUCCCGUUAUUCCUGUACGAUCGAAUAAAAUGGACUACAAAAAAGAAAAGAAUAAAACACCGAACACAAUACUCGCCAAAGUGAAAAUAAAAGACUCGAUCGAAAUAGAAUCAAAAAAGCAAUCAAAAGAAUGUCAAACAGAUAACUUAAAGAAACUAAUGAAGAAGAAAGCUAUCGAUGAAUCAAUAUCAUCUUUGAAUGAAAAUGAGGAGUUUGUGUACAAGUAUAGUUUUAGGAAAGUGUUUCUUCCCAAUGUUUGUCACGUGUGCAAGAAAGAGCUGAAACCUUUGAGGGUAUCGUGUAGUUAUUGCCAUUUGCUGUUCUAUUGCAGUCAGAAGCACAAAGACGAGGAUUGGCCUCAGCAUCAGGCAUUCUGUUUUGCUGUGUCUACUAUUGUUCAUCUCAAAGGCCAAAAACACAUUUACGAAGACGCGGCAACCAUAACCGGUCACAACUACCGUCUCCUCCGAAUGCAGAUGAUCGUCUCAUGCGAGAAAAUCCUCAAAAGGAAGCUGGUCCCUUGGGAACAGGAGGCUCUCUUGUAUCCCAGAGUGUGUGGAGACGUUCAGUGUCGAGAGUGGAGACUGAAUAAGUUGGCGGACUGCGAUGGGUGUGGCCAGAUAUCAUACUGCUCCAGCGUCCCAGACCACCUUCCGAGCUCCCAUCAGCGUUGGUGCAAGUCCUACUCCUUAUACCAGAAGCUGGUCUGUUACCAACAGACCCAGGGAAGGUUGGAGCCGAAGCUGCCUGGUAGAGUGAUAACAGGGUAUUAUCAAGUACCGGAUAAGAUUAAUGAAGUAUUGGCUGCCAUGUAUGAGGAGAAGAUUGAUAUGAACGACGUGCAAUACGCAGCCCUCACCCAGCUCGCCACGGCGCCUCUCACUGCCGUCUACAGCUUCCAGGUGUACACUAACAAGAUGAACGCUAUCUAUGCAAACGGGACUUACAAGAAAACCUCCUUCACAAUCCAUGUGAUCGGCGCCGAGUUACAGUUCGAAGCAGACGCCCUCAAUAAAUGGGAGGUGUUCUUCUUACACCUGCGACCUGACAUCACGGAACUGAGGGUGUGCCUCAUAGCUCCUGACCUGAACCCGUCUAAUCUGCCACUAGAUUUGCUUGGAAAGAUCAGGUUGUGCGCACAAUGUCGUCAGGACAAUCGCCGUGUGCUCUUCAGCUUCCAGGACAAGAUGACCUACAGCGAGUACUACAGGAGCGACGAUUUCAUCACGCCGGAUAUUGUGUGUGCGUUCAACCCGAGCAUUCAACGGUCUUCAGUUUUCAAUGGCAAAGACCCCUGGCCUGCGGCUAUCAACUGCAUUCUCAAGCAGAAGAUCCCAUUUAUUGUAACCUCAUAUACGUUAGAUGAGUUACGUCGGGACUUGACUAGAAUAAAAGAAUGCACAGAAUUUAACAUUAUUUCUGAUCCAAAAUACAACAACUUUGCAAGUGUAAGACCUGAUAGGAACUUCAUAUCUGAUGACGAGAUACCAUUGCUGUUCAAGAAUUACUGUUUUGCUAUAAUUAGUGGUGUUUUUUAACAUGUUUGCUGUUUGAUUGUAAUAAACUGUUGAAAUAUUUAAA
Plodia interpunctella (Indianmeal moth) is the source of this 4660-nucleotide messenger RNA. RefSeq lists its product as uncharacterized. The coding region runs from base 79 to 4617 and encodes 1512 amino acids. Lineage: Eukaryota; Metazoa; Arthropoda; Insecta; Lepidoptera; Pyralidae. The transcript has 7 exons. The record is from RefSeq and is a predicted model, not a curated record.